Molecule: messenger RNA, 297 nt
Organism: Staurois parvus
Lineage: Eukaryota; Metazoa; Chordata; Amphibia; Anura; Ranidae
Source: the annotation of a GenBank genome assembly
GCCACCUGUCAGUGUCCAUCAGUGCCAGCUCUCAGUGCCCAUCCAUGCCACCUGCCAGUGCCCAUCAGUGCCACAUUUCACUGCCUUUCAGUGUCACCCAUCAGUGCCAGUCAGUGCCACCUAUCAAUGCCAGUCAGUGCCACCUAUCAGUGCUGCCAAUCAGUGCCAGUGCCAGUCAGUGCGGCCUAUCAGUGCUAGUCAGUGUUGCCUAUCAAUGUGCAUCAGUGCCGCCUAUCAGUGCCUCCUAACAAUGCCAGUCAGUGCCACCUAACAGUGCCAGUCAGUGCUGCCUAUCAG